GUUUCGCAAGGGCAAAGGAACAAACGAUCGUCUAGCGUUGCUUUCAACAGAUAUUCAACUGGCCUUUGCGGAAAAGGAGCAACUGGCUUCAGUUUUCUUGGAUAUUAAGGGCGCCUUUGAUUCAGUUUCCAUAAGCAUAUUGUCAGAAAAACUGCACAAUAGUGGACUUCCAGGAAUUUUAAAUAAUUAUUGUAUAAUUUGCUGUCAGAAAAACAUAUGAGCUUCAAUCUCGGACAACUAACAACUUCCAGAAUUAGCUACAUGGGCCUACCCCAAGGCUCAUGUUUAAGUCCCUUGCUUUAUAAUUUUUACGUGAAAGACAUUGAUAGUUGCUUGGAAGGGCAAUGCACGCUAAGACAACUUGCAGAUGAUGCUGUGGUUUCUCUAAAAGGCCCACAUGCAGAAAUGUUGCAAAGACCAUUGCAAAAUUCUCUAAAUAAUCUGUCAAUCUGGGCAAGACAUUUAGGGAUCGAGUUUGCUCCGCAAAAAACUCAAUUGGUUGUGUUUUCUAGAAAGCGGAACCCAGCCCAACUGAAACUCAAUCUUUUGGGAAUAGAAAUCGACCAAUCUUUGACUUCGAAAUACCUUGGGGUCUGGUUUGAUUCAAAAGGCACUUGGGGUACCCAAAUCAAGUAUUUGGUGCAAAAAUGUCAACAAAGGAACAAUUUUCUACGCACAAUUACCGGAACAUGGUGGGGUGCUCACCCGGAAGACCUCAUAAAACUUUACAAAACGACUAUUCUCUCUGUUAUUGAGUAUGGCUCUUUCUGCUUCCACUCAGCAGCAAACUGCCACCUAAUAAAGCUGGAACGAAUUCAAUAUCGUUGUUUGCGUAUUGCCCUCGGCUGCAUGCACUCAACGCAUAAUGCGAGCCUAGAGGUCCUGGCAGGGGUGAAACCUCUCCAGAACCGCUUCUGGGAACUCUCGCUAAGGUUACUUAUCGAGUGUGGAGUGAGCAACACACGCGUUAUUGAAAACUUCGAGGAAAUGCUCAGUUUAAACACUCAGUCAAAAUUCAUGAGAAUCUAUCUGUUCUACAUGUCGUCUGACAUAAGCCUACCAACUUAUAACCCUCCUCGUGUACACUUCACUAACGACAGUUCCUCUGUUAAAUACGAUCUGUUCAUGAAACAAGCUAUUCAGGGAAUACCAGAUCAACUUCGGUGUAUAUCCAUUCCUCGCAUUUUUAACGAAAAGUACCAAAAUGUCAAUUCCUGUAAGAGAUUCUUCACUGAUGGGUCUCGAAUAAAUGGAUCCACUGGUUUCGGUGUCUUCAAUGAAAACUCCACCGCCUUCCGGAAACUUCAAGAACCUUGUUCUGUUUAUGUUGCUGAGCUGGCAGCAAUUGACUUCGCUUUGGGGAUGAUUUCCAACAUGCCCGCAGACCAUUUCUUCAUCUUCUCGGAUAGCCUUAGUUCGAUUGAGGCACUCCGGUCGAUGAAACCUGUAAAGCAUGCAUCUUACUUUCUUACAAAAAUAAGAGAGCAGAUGUAUGCACUGGUCGAAAGAUCAUACAAGAUUACCUUUGUAUGGGUCCCCUCACAUUGCUCAAUUUAUGGCAAUGAGAAGGCGGACUCUCUCGCAAAGGAGGGCGCACAGGAAGGUGAGAUCUAUGAUAGAAGAAUUUCACACGAUGAAUUUUUCCAUUUAGUUUGUCAGAGUUCUCUUCAAAGUUGGCAACAUGAUUGGCGAGAUGGCCAACUGGGACGGUGGUUACAUUCUAUUAUUCCUAAUGUUUCUUUGCGAGCGUGGCAUUACGGUUUGGAUGUAGGUCGAGACUUCAUACGCGUGAUGUCAAGACUUAUGUCCAACCAUUACUCGCUAGGCGCGCAUUUGCAUAGAAUAAAUCUUGCGCUCGACAAUCUUUGCACUAAGUGCGGUUCCGGUUAUGAUGACAUCGACCACGUAGUUUGGCAAUGCCCGGAUAAUGACGCCUCCAGAGCGCUACUAUUGGAUACCCUUGAGGCCCGAGGUAGACAACCCUUUGUUCUUGUGAGAGAUGUGUUGGGGACCCGCGAUGUCACAUACAUGGGAUGUAUUUUCGACUUUCUUCGCUCGGCUGGUAUGAAAGUUUAAUUCGCUUGUGUUUUCUUCUUCAGUUUUUUUUUCUCUGUUUUGUCCUCCUCGUGUUGUUCUUCGCUCUGCUGGUAUAAAAGUUUAAUUUGCUUGUGUUUUCUUCUCCAGUUUUUGACGUAGGACUACGUCUCUGUUUUUUUUUCUUCUCUGUUUUGUCCUCCUCGUGUUACCGAGCUGCUCCUGGCCAUCCGGAAGACCAAGCCCUUCAACAAGCUGGUACCAACACCACAAGGCACCGAACACGCUAGAAAAAUGCGAUUAGCCCCCGGAUGAGCUGCAGUGAAACCUUUGGUCCAGUCCAUCCUUCAAAAUCUCUUUCGGGAGAAAAAGCGCCGCCUGUAAGAAGCGGAAUGUUAACAAAUGGAAAUGCUGUGCCGCUCACAAGAAACACGGAAGUUCUACCAGAAGCUCAACGCUUCCCGCAAAGGCUUCGUGCCGCGAGCUGAAACGUGCAGAGAUAAGAACGGGAGCAUCUUGACUGACGGACGUGAGGGUGAUCGAAAGGUGGAAGCAGCACUACGACGAACACCUUAAUGGUGUGGAGAACGCAGACAUGGAGGAUCACGGCAGCGGGAGAAGUGGCUACUUCAGUACAGCAUGGAGCAACAACGAGCCAACUCCCACGUUGAGGGAAGUUACGGAAGCUAUCCAGCAGCUCAAGAACAAUGAGUCUGGAUCGGUAAUGGUAAUAAUGGUAUCGGAGCUGAACACACCCAGAUGGGCCCGGAAAAGUUGGCCAUCUGCCUGUACCGACUAAUAGUCCAAAUCUGCGAGACCGAACAGCUACCGGAGGAGUGGAAGCAAGGGCUCAUUUGCCCCAUCUACAAGGAAGGUGGCAAGAUGCAGUGCGAGAACUUCCGAGUGAUCACAAUUCUGAACCCCGCCUGCAAAGUGAUAUCCAAGAUCAUCUUCCGUCGUAUUUCACCCAAAGUUAAUGAGUUUGUGGGAAGUUAUCAAGCCGGCUUCGUUCACGGCUGCUCGACAACGGAUCAAAUCCUCCAAAAAUGCCAGGUCCCAUCGCAUCACCUUUUCGUCGACUUCAACGCGGCGUACGACAGUAUCGACCGCAGUGUGCUAUGGAAAAUCAUGGACGAGAACUGCUUCUUCGGGAAGCUUAUUACUAGAUUGAUAAAAGCGAAGACGGACAGUGCAAGAAACUGCGUAAAGGUUUCUGACGAUCUGUCGUUCGAAUCUCGCCGGGGUGAUGGACUCUCAUGUCUGCCGUUCACCAUCGCCCUGAAAGGUGUUAUGCGGCGAGCCGAUGCGUGAUUUUCACGAAAUCCGGCCAAUUUGUCUGUUUUGUGGAUGACAUGGAUAUUAUGGCUAGAACAUUUGGAACGGUGGCAGAACUGUACACUCGCCUUAAACGAGAAGCAGCAAAGGUCGGACUCACGGUGAACGCGUCCAAAAUGAAGUACUUGCUGGCAGGGGAAACCACGAAUGACAGGGCAAGCCUAAGCAGUAGUGUUAUGAUAGACGAGGACACUUUCGAGGUGGUGGAGAACUUCAUCCACCUCGGGUCCUUAUUAACGGCAGACAACAACGUUAGCCGCGAAAUACGAAGGCGCAUCAUCAGUGGAAGUCGGACCUACUAUAGGCUCCACAGAAAUCUGCGAUCGAAAAAGUACCAAAUGUACAAUGUACAAAACGCAAGGUGGCAAAAGCUGGAAGGAUGCGAUGGGCGGGGCAUGUUGUGAGAAUACGGACAACAACCCUGCAAAGCCGGUGUUCGCAAGAGAUCCAAUGGUACAAGAAGAUCUGGAGGGCAGCGUGAAAGGUGGGCUGACCAGGUACAGAACGAUCUGGCAAGUGUGGGACGCGGCCGAGGAUGGAGGACUACAUCCAGUAAUCGAGUGUUUUGGCGAAGAAUUGUUGAUUCAGUUUUAUUAUGAUUGUAAUGUAAUGCUAAAUAAAUGAAUGAAAUUAAUGAUUCAGGCAUGUCUCUAGGAGUUUCAAUAUGGAUUUUUCCAGAAGAUCUCUCAAGAAUUACUACAGGAGUUCUUUCAGAGGAAUCAUCUGUUCCUGUCGUAAUUAGUCUAGGAUUUCCUUCAAAAAUUAUUACCAGGAGGAUUCAAGGAUGCCUCCAGAAGAAUUCAUGGAUUCCUUAACAAAUAUUUUCAGCGAUUUCUACAGAGGUUCAUUCAGAGAUUAGUCCAGGAGUUCCUUUUAAGAUUCAUCAAGGAGUUUCUUAGGAGAUUCCUCGAGAAGAUCGUUUAGGGAUUCUACCAGGAAUUCUUCCAGCGAUUGCUCCUGGAGAUCUUUCGGAGAUUUUUUCACGAGGAUUUACGGAUGCCUCCAGAAGUUACAUCAGAGGUUUCUCCAGAAGUUUUUUUUUUCGGGAAUUCUUUCAGAGAUCUCUCUAGAAUUUCUUUCAGAGAUUCGUAUAGGAGAAUCCAUGGAUACCUCCAGGAGAAUUCCCGGAUUUCCCCAGAAGUUUCUUCAGAGAUUCCUACAGAAAUUCCUUUCAUGAUUCCGCAAGGAGUUCCUUAGAAGAUUCCUCGAGAAAUUCCUUGAGGGUAGAAUAUAUGUUCUACCAGGGAUCGCUCCUGGAGUUCUUUCGCAGAUUUUUUCCUGGAUGAUUUACGGAUGUCACCAGGAGUUACAUCAGAGAUUUCUUCAUAAGUUUUUUUUUCAGGAACUUCAAGAAUUCCCUUGAUGGUUCAGACGGGAAGGAGGCAACUCCUAAUAACAGCGGUCUAGGACUGUACCACCUACGAGUUUGUGCGACUCGCUUAAUGCUAAUGCUAACUCCUUUAGAAAUUUCCUUGGGGAUUCCUCCUGGAAAUGCUUCGGGAAUUCCUACUGGAAAGCUUUCAUCCUACCUGGGAUGAUUCCCCCAAGAAAUCUAUCAAGGAUUCCUCCUUUGUUACAAACAAGGACACGUUCAAUGCUUCCAGUGAGCUAUUCGCUCUUUAAAGGAAGCGCGAAAAAAAAACCUUAAAUUCCGCCGGGGAUUCAUCUUGAAAAUGCUUUGGGUAUUACGUCUAGAAUUUUUUCGGGGUUUCCUCCUGGACUUCCGUCGAG
This is a messenger RNA of Aedes albopictus (Asian tiger mosquito), 5100 nucleotides long. RefSeq lists its product as uncharacterized. Gene Ontology annotation, molecular function: nucleic acid binding; RNA-DNA hybrid ribonuclease activity. Lineage: Eukaryota; Metazoa; Arthropoda; Insecta; Diptera; Culicidae. The record is from RefSeq and is a predicted model, not a curated record. The transcript has 2 exons. Bases 217 to 2076 code for a protein of 619 amino acids.